AUGUCGCCGGAGGAGCUCGCGGCCAAGCGGGAGGCGGACGGCCGGUCUGUCCUGGUGACAAACGUGGACCCGCGCGCGCCCAGCAUGGUCGUGACCGCGCACUUUGCCAGCUGCGGCCCUGUGAAGCGGGUGACCGUCAAGCCCGCGCGCCGCAUGGCUUUCGUGGAGUUCCAGUCGCAAGACGCGGUGCGGGCGGCGCUGGAUCUGUCGGGGUCGCGGCUGCUGGAUGAGGUGAUCCACGUCGCCCCCAAGAGCUCCGCGGCCGGCGUGGGCUUGGGCGGCGCGGCGGGCCAGGGCGCCGCCGGCGGCGCGGCGGCGCCGUUCGGCAAGGCGUCGUGGCGGCGGCAGCCGGCGGCGGCGCAGUAG
Molecule: messenger RNA, 366 nt
Organism: Monoraphidium neglectum
Lineage: Eukaryota; Viridiplantae; Chlorophyta; Chlorophyceae; Sphaeropleales; Selenastraceae
Exons: 1
Coding region: 1-366 (121 amino acids)
Molecular function (GO): RNA binding
Source: RefSeq, a predicted model, not a curated record